Messenger RNA from Nymphaea colorata (pocket water lily), 2465 nucleotides. RefSeq lists its product as uncharacterized. The transcript has 3 exons. Bases 143 to 2314 code for a protein of 723 amino acids. Lineage: Eukaryota; Viridiplantae; Streptophyta; Magnoliopsida; Nymphaeales; Nymphaeaceae. The record is from RefSeq and is a predicted model, not a curated record.
GGUGGAUUAAAAGAAAGAUCGACGGCGAUAUUCCAUUGUUUCCUCUUCCCCUUUCCCCUUCCAAGCUCUUCGUCUUCCUCGCAACGGUCAAAAUCCUUUGAAUCCUUCCGAUAGUUGCAGACUGUAAACAAGAACAGGAUCCAUGGCGGCCUUCUCUCCUAGGUCUCCUUCUCCUCUUCCUGAGAGAUCAUCGGCUAGUUUCCGCAGUACAGAUACCAGAAACGCUGCUAAAAGGGCUCAGAAUGCCAACUCCGGGAUGAAGACCAAUAGUCCUUCCGAUUUUCACCAACGAAGCUCCGGAGUGAGAGAGAGAAGCGUUUCCCCAAGUCUGAGAGCUUCCUUCGAGCACAAAGAAGACGACAGAGAUGAAAAUCGGCAUGUUCCCAAACUGGCUCGUUCAGGACCUUUACCUUCAUUUUCCAAGGGAACAAAGAACUUCAUGGCUCCGACGAUCUCUGCGGCUUCGAAGGUAGCGGCCUCGCCGAGAAAGAAGGUACUGUCGGAGAGGAAUUCGGUCGAUCAUAAUGCAUCUCCGUUCUCCUCUACCAGUUCACCCCAAGUCCAAGAACCUGAAGCUUUCAGCAGAACCACUGUUGAGGACCGGAGCGUGGUGAAUGUCAAAAAUGACUCAGAACCGGAAGAACUGAAGGACCCAAAGAUCCUCGCUCGUGCCUCACCUAACGAUGCUUCCCUACCUCCUUAUGAUCCCCACGUUAACUUUCUGUCCCCAAGGCCAGAAUUCCUACGUUACAGCCCCAAUCCACGUCUUGAAAGGUAUCGGAGGGACGACAAGCCCACGAUUAAGAAGCGGUUGGAGAGCAGCUUCGCAUCUGAAAGCAGCUUGACUGGUGAAGAAGAACUUCAAGAGAACAGUGGUUCUGAAAUUGGGUUUACGGCUGGGCUUGAAGGAGAUUACCACAAUGAAGAAAACCACAGUUCUGAAAAUGGGUUUCCGACUGGACUUGAACCCGAUGGCGACAAUGAAGAAAACCGCCCAUCAGAAAUUGAGGCUUCUUCUGGACUUCAGUCGACCAGAAGAAUCCUUCCUUCUGAUGAAACAAAGUCUGAGAAGGAGAACCAGCAAGGAAUUGUGUCUUCAUCUCCUGAACCAGGGGCCAAAGUCAAGGCUCAAGGAGAUGUCGCAGAAGCACAGUUUGGUGUUUCAAAAAGUUCUUGUUCAAAAUCUUAUCUGAAGCCCAAACUUAUAAAGGUUGUUCUUGUUCUUGCUAUUGCUUCUUUAUGUCUGCCCAUGAUCGAUUCUCCCCUGCUUUUAUCAUCCUUGAUGUAUCAUGGCAACGUGUCAAGAUCGUGUUUUGUUAGCCUGGCAGAAGAGAAUGUGUGCCAGGAAACGUUCUCCAUUGCAGAUCUAGCUGAGAGCAGAAGCUACUCUGGAACCAAACAAGUGGAAAAUAUGAAGGCUGAACCUGCCCGGACAGAAGAUGCUUCAGUGACAACGCCGAUUCUUGAUUAUCAAAUAUCAGCCUCAAAGGUUGCUGAUUCAGUUGCUAUCGUUGAAUUUCCCCAACCGGAAGUAAUAAUGGCGACCUCAGUCGAACGGCCACUCUCUGAGAUUGAAGUCGAUGGUGUGAUGGAGUAUGCAAAUGAGGUACCAUUGCCACUGGAACAAGUGAUUCCGGUUGUAGAGAAUGAGCAAUCUAUCUCGGAAGUUGAAGCCAGCGUACCGGAAUCCACCACAUUGGACCGACUUACUGAACUUAGCAGUUCUGAGGAACCUGAAAUGCAGGCUCCAUUUACUGAAGACCUUGAUCCGACUACAUCUUCAGGUUUUCCUAAGCAAGAGGCAAUCGAAGAACCGUCAGCUGCAAUGGACCAAUUGAAACAUCCAACAUCAUCACGGGAAACAUUGGGGAUUCAGGUAGCUUUGGGGGUCCUUUUGAUUGCCUUAACUGUUGUUGCAGUUACUUACCGGCAGACAAACAACAAUCGCAAGAUGGAGUAUGUGAAGAUGAAGGCUACAGAUGAUGUGCAAGACAAUAUUGGGCAUCAUCCUGUUUCUGAAAUGGAAAUGACCGGAGAAUCAUAUUCCAUGGAAAUGAGCAGCACCACCUCAGAGAAAACUAUGCGCUACCAACGUCGCGCUCCAAAAGAAACUGAAGAGGUUAUCCUGAAGUAUGAAAGGAGUCGGCGACCUCGACGUGGUUCAUCUGUCUCCAAUCCUGACGAUUCUCUUUCUUAUGGAAGCUUUACCACUUACGAGAAGUUACCAACUAAACAGGGUUCCGCUGAUGAAGCCACUGUGACUCCAGUUCGGCGUUCUAGCAGGAUAAAUAAGCAGACGACGAUCUCGUCCUGAUGAAUUGAUCCACGAGCAGUUGUCAUGUCUUCUGUGUUACUAACAUUUUUUUCAUUUUAGUGACUUUCGCUUGAGUUGUUAGUUGACCGUGUAAUUAGCACUGAAUGAACAGUUUCAUUCUGUUCUUUCUAAUUCCAAUCCCAUUGUUUUA